AAGUACGCCGUCGCCAGAGCUCCGGACCACAACCAAACCCGCGAAUAGCUUCCUGCGACACAUUGGCCCAACCCAGGGCACGCAGCAGCCUCAGCAGUCAUGUCUCAAUCACUGCGGCCGUACCUCCAAUGCGUGCGAAGCAGCUUGACUGCCGCCCUGACCCUGUCCAACUUUGCCUCCCAGACCACCGAGCGCCACAACGUCCCCGAGAUCGAAGCCCAGACCUCGCCCGAGGUCGUCCUGACGCCCCUCGUGAUUGCGCGUAACGAGAACGAGCGGGUGCUGAUCGAGCCGAGCAUCAACUCUGUCCGCAUCAGCAUCAAGAUCAAGCAGGCCGAUGAGAUUGAGUCUAUACUUGUCCAUAAAUUCGCCCGUUUCCUGACCCAGAGAGCCGAGGCAUUCUUCAUUCUGCGAAGAAAACCAAUUCCCGGCUAUGACAUUUCAUUCCUGAUAACAAACUUCCACACGGAAGAGAUGUUGAAGCACAAGCUGGUCGAUUUCAUCAUUGAGUUCCAAGAGGAGGUCGAUAAGGAGAUCUCUGAGAUGAAGCUCUUCCUUAACGCCCGAGCACGAUUCGUCGCCGAGUCAUUCCUGACACCUUUUGAUUAAACUGCGUUAAACAUUGUGUAUCUACGAGAUAGGAUCCUCAACGAUGGGGCCAAAGCGAAACUUUGUACUCUAAUCCCGAUUCAGACAUCUGUCAAAUACAUUAGGCUCGAGUGGGAUUCUCAUGCUUCUGUAACAUGCUGGCUUCUUCGUCUCUAGUCAUGAAGGUGGUGAAGGAACGUGGUAGUCUAAAUAAACAAACCUUGUGUCUACUUGGC
Molecule: messenger RNA, 824 nt
Organism: Trichoderma virens Gv29-8
Lineage: Eukaryota; Fungi; Ascomycota; Sordariomycetes; Hypocreales; Hypocreaceae
Exons: 5
Coding region: 100-609 (169 amino acids)
Biological process (GO): Arp2/3 complex-mediated actin nucleation; actin filament polymerization
Cellular component (GO): Arp2/3 protein complex; actin cytoskeleton
Molecular function (GO): actin filament binding
Source: RefSeq, a predicted model, not a curated record